Messenger RNA from Paramisgurnus dabryanus, 4388 nucleotides. NCBI's taxonomy places the organism in Eukaryota, Metazoa, Chordata, Actinopteri, Cypriniformes, Cobitidae. The record is from RefSeq and is a predicted model, not a curated record.
UCCUGUUCACCUGACGGUAUUUACAUAGACAGUGCAGGAGUUAGGCAGAUGACAAUGAUCACACCCCAAGCAAAUGUGUAUUGGUUAGGGAAUUUAGGAGAGGAGGUAGAACAAACACUUAUAAAAUGGGAAAAGUUCAUAAGAGCACAAAUUGAGAAGCCCAUCUUGCCCAGCUUUGAGUUUCACUGUACAAUGAUUUAUGACCCCCUGCAGAGAGUAGAUUUAGAAACGGAGUGGUUACAGGAAACAGAAGGACAGAAAAUCCCAUUGACUUCACAAAGUAUUAUUGUAGGGAAACAGGGAGCAGCAUUACAAGUGGAUGAGUGUGAUUUCACUGAAAAAUGGUUUCAGGUACCAAAUUCAAAGCCACAUGUUACUUUAUAUAUAGGUGAAGGUUUUGAGUCAAGAGAUUUAGGCCCAAUGAUGAAAAAAGCAGCAGAGGCCCAGUGGAAAGAGACAGAGAAUCCCCUGUUGUUUCAGUCAGUGGAUGGGAAAUAUUUAAAAAUAGCCAACACAACUAUAAUGAAUGGAAUUCCCAAGGAGGUGGUGGUUGGAGAUAGCAUUGAAAUGAAUUUGGCCGAUUCCCCAGAAACUGAAGCAGGCAAUGCAGCUCUCCUAAAAGAAAUGGAAGAGCAGGUGCCUGAAGAGUUAUGGUCACGUCAUGACACAGAUGUGGGUUUAAUUAAAUCUGCCAGCCCUGUAAGAAUAAAAGUAAAACCUGAAGCCAAGUUGCCUAGAAAACAACAAUAUCCACUGAAACAUGAAGCAGUGGAGGGUAUCAGAGAUACCAUUGAUGGACUAUUUGCAGCAGGUGUUUUAGUUGAAAUAACAAGUUACUGCAACACACCAAUACUGCCAGUCGCUAAAUCUGAUAAGUCAAAAUGGCGGCUUGUGCAUGAUUUAAGAGCAAUUAAUGAGAUUGUUGAAGAUUGGCCUGCUGAGGUUCCAAAUCCACACACACUGCUAACAAGCAUCCCUCCUGAAGCAAAAUACUUUACUGUGAUUGACCUGUGUUCUGCCUUUUUCAGUAUCCCUCUGGACGAAAGAAGCAGACACUUGUUUGCAUUUACAUAUGAAGGUAAACAAAUAUCAUACACAAGAAUUCCACAGGGGUAUAGGCAUUCACCUCAUAUUUUCAAUCAAUUAUUGAAAGCUGAUUUGGAAGAUAUGGUGCUGGACAGUACACUGAUCCAAUAUGUGGAUGAUCUGCUGAUUUGCUCUCCCACACUUGAACAAUGUCAUAGAGAUUCAAUUAAAGUAUUGACUAAAUUGGCAGAGGGGGGUCACAAAGCUUCUAAACAAAAAAUGCAAUAUUGUCAGACACAGGUAGAAUAUUUGGGGAGAUUGAUUGCAUAUAAGACCAAAGCAAUAUCACCAAGUCAGUUAGAGGGCAUCAGUAGAGCACCUAUGCCACAAACUGUUAAACAAAUGAUGACAUUUUUGGGAAUGACAGGGUUUAGUUCUGAUUGGAUUGAGGACUAUGCAUUAAAAACAGCUCCAUUGAGGGAACUGAUGAAGCAGGGACAACAAGAUCUGAGGGCCCCGCUCAUAUGGAACACUGAUGCAAUAAUAGCAUUUGAGUCAAUCAAAAGAGAGCUACAGAAUGCACCAGCACUGACACACCCUGAUUACACAAAACCAUUUCAUUUGUAUGUAGCUGACCGAAGGGAGGGCUAUGCCUCAGCAGUUUUGAUGCAAGAAACCUGUAAGGGCCGCAGUAAACAGCCCAUUGCUUUUUAUAGCACAAGGCUUGAUAGUGUAGCACAAGGCUAUCCUCCAUGCUAUCAAGGACUUGCAGCUGUAUAUUAUGCUUAUGAAAAAGCUUCCACUAUUACUAUGGGCUAUCCAGUUAAUGUAUAUACACAUCAUAAAGUUGUAGAAUUGUUGGAGCAAGGGAAAUUUGUACUCACACAAGCCAGAACCCUUGCAUAUUCUGCUCUUUUGACAUAUCCUGAUAUAACAAUCAAAAAGUGUACAACUGUAAAUCCUGCUAACUUUGUUCCUUUAGAUUGUGAGGGAACCCCACAUGACUGUGUUGCUGAAUCACUAGCCUUUACACGCCUUAGGCCAGAUUUAGAGUCAGCACCCAUACAAGAUGCUAGUGUAGAUUAUUUUGUUGAUGGAUCAUGCUUUAAAGACUUUGAUGGCAAUCAUGCUGGAUACUCUGUUGUCAGACGACAGGGGGAUAAUUUUGUUACUGUAAUUUCACAGCAUUGUUCUCAGCCAUGCUCCGCCCAGUUGGCUGAAUUAAAGGCACUGACUGCUGCAUGUGAAUUAGCAAAGGGACAGAAUGUGAAUGUCUUUACAGACAGUGCCUAUGCACAUGGAAUUUGUCACCUCUGGGGGGCAGUUUGGAGGCAGAGAGGAUUUAGAAAGAGUGAUGGUACACCCAUACAGCAUGCUGAACAAAUAGUAAAGCUUAUAUCAGCAAUGAUGCAGCCUAAGCGUUUGGCAAUCAUAAAAUGCCAAGCGCACAAAAAAGGCAAUGAUUUUGUGAUAAGAGGAAACAAUGCUGCAGAUUUGGAGGCAAGAAAGGCCUCAGGAUGUCAUGUUGCUGUUAUGUCACCUAUGGUACUUAUACAGCCGCAGCCACAGGUUGAUGAUCUUGUGCGUAUACAACAACAGGCCACCCCAUAUGAACUUUCAAUAUGGCAACAGAGAGGUUGUACCAGAGAUGCUAAUGGAAUAUGGCGCUCUCAUGAAGGACAAAUGAUUGCUCCAAUUGCUUUAUUGACUAUAUUGAUCUCUGACGCACAUGGAUUUGAUCACUGUGGGAGGGGGGAGAUACUGAGAAGAAUAAAGCAGCAAGGCUAUUGGUCUCCCUACAUGCAGGCUACUGUUGAUGAGUUUUUGACAGGAUGUGAUAUCUGUGCUAAAAAUAAUGUCAGGAAAAGUAUUUCAGCGCCAAUAGGACAUAUACCUGUACCAGAAGGACCCUUUAAACAUCUGGUUAUGGAUUAUGUGGAUAUGAUAAGAUCAGUGAGAGGAAAACGUUAUAUGCUAGUCCUUGUGGAUCGCUUCAGUCGAUGGGUGGAGGCGGAGCCUUCACCUGACCAAGGUUCUGGAACUGUAAUUAAGUUUUUGACAAGAGAAGUGAUUCCCAGAUUUGGUAUACCAUCACAGAUUAGUUCUGACAAUGGAUCUGCAUUUGUUCAAAAGACUGUAAAGACAAUAUUGCAGAAAUUGAGAAUAAAGCAAAGACUUGGAUGUGUAUACCACCCACAGUCACAGGGAGCAGUGGAACGCAUAAAUGGAGUUUUGAAAUCAAAAAUCAAUAAGAUUUGUGCUGACACAAAGUUGAACUGGGUAGAUGCUUUACCUCUUGCAUUAAUGAGUUACCGAAUGCAAACAAACAGGAUUACAAAUUUGACACCGCAUGAAAUGCUUACUGGUAGACCUAUGCCAGUACCUUUUUUGAGGGGCCCAUAUGAGGGACCCUCUUUGGAGCAGUUGCAAGUUGAACUGAGAGCCUAUAUGAGACAAUUGACUGUUAUACAUAAGGCUAUAUGUUCACAGGAGCAGAAACGCGGACCUCGGCAAGAGGAGGAAGCUCCGUGUAUGAUUGUGCCUGGGGACCGAGUAUAUCUGAGAGUUUUCAGACGAAAGUGGAAUCAGCCAAGACGGGAGGGGCCCUACACUGUCGUCAGAGCAACGCCCACCGCAGUACAAGUUGAAGGUAGUACAACCUGGUAUCAUUUAAAUCACUGUACUCGAGUUCCCAGGUUAAGGCCAAGAGACGCAGAAGCCGCAGAAGGAGAGAGGGAGGGACAACCUGAGACAUCAGAGGAAGAUCAGCAAGGUCAACAUGGAGAACCGGAAACGCCCCCCGACCCAGCAGGACGAGACAGAUGCCAAGAAACCCCGAGUCCUGCUUCCAUUGCAGAACCUGAUCUGGAUGCUGAAUUACGUCCUGACACACCUCAUGAACCUGAUUCCUCAGAGGAUGGAGGAGAUGAAACGGAACCAGAACUACACCUGCAGGGGGCCACCUCAGAAACUGAAGAACAUGCAAGCGACGGACCGCAGGGCAUUGCAGAAUCUUCUCCUCAUUGUGAUGACCCUGAAUACCCUGAUACAGUUCAUCCAUCAGACCCAGGCCCAUCCAGUAGACAUCCCUUAUCUGAAGAAUUCAGCACCAUCGACCUCUCAGUGCUGGACUGGACCCAAUGAUUUGUGCACUGAUGAUGAUGAACCACAAUACGAGCAACUACUCGACAUGGCCCUGCAUAAUGACUGGUACAGGUGGGCACAGUUUACCGUGGACACUGUGCUAAGCACUAUGCAGACCACUGCCUACCCGACAAGAUGAACGUAUCCUUUUGCGCAGCUGAAUGCAUUGCGUUUGCAGGAAGUAACACUUCCACAAUUUAUCAAGAUGAGAGGUGGGG